UUUCUGCAGGUACCGGAAAAGCUUCAGCUAUAUCCUCCAGGCUUUUAGAAGCCGCUUAUUUUCAUGUUUUACUCCAUCAUAAGUAGCAGAAAAAUGGCUUUGGAAAUAUAUGAUGAGAAUUUUAUUUAAUUCUGAAGAAAUGUUGGAUCCAAACUUUUUGUUUUUUCAUUAAUAUUUUUUGAUAAUCUCAGGAACUCCCUGAGUCUUUUUCUUUGUAUCCUUGUUUUUUUGGAGCAGCAUCUAUUCUUCUUUUGACUGUCUAAAACUGUCUUUAGAAAUGCUGACUGAACUGAACUGUGGAGGUGUGUCAGUGGGUUCAGAGGUCUGCGAUCUGACCCUCUUACCACCGGCACCCCCUGUGCCAUCCUUACCAGGAGCUGGAACGCUACCUGUUGGUGGCGGCCAAUGGACCCAGCUGCUGGACCUUCAUCCUGGCUCUCCCUACAGCUCCAUGAACUCACAGCACUCCCUCAUAAAGCAGGAGCCCAGCUGGGGGUCUGCCGACCUAACCGAGGACCCACACUGUGGUCUCGGGGCCUUUACCGUGCAUUUCUCCGGCCAGUUCACAGGUUCGGGCCCCUGUCGGGUGGGUGCCUUUGGGGAGACAGCCUCAAGUCAAAGAAUGUUUUCUGGUGGGGCUUACCUGCCUGGCUGUGUGGAGAGUCCGCCUCCAACCAGGAACCAGGGUUAUGGCACUGUCGGUUUAGACAGCAACCCCAGUUAUGGUCACACACCCUCCCACUAUACUCCUCAGCUCUCCAGCCUGUCCUUCAAGCACGAAGACACGCUGUCACCGACGAACAGCAUAGUUGAGCAGCAGUAUCCUGCACCAAAUCCCAUGUUUGGUUGUCACAGUCCGUCAGAAUCUUGCCCAAGCAACCAAGCCCUACUGCUAAGAAACUACAACAGUGAUAAUUUGUACCAAAUGGCAUCUCAGCUGGAAUGCAUGACAUGGAACCAAAUGAACACCCUGGCAUCAAUGAAGAGCAACAGCCAUGCACUCAGCUGUGAGAGCGAACCUGCGCCCCCAGCGCCACCCAUGCUCGUCAGUGCCCAAUACCACAUUCAUACACAUGGUGUCUUCAAAGGACUUCAGGAUGUCAGGCGGUUGCCCAGUAUUGGUCCUUUAGCAGCCAAGUCCACAGAGGCAUGUGAGAAGCGGCCUUUUGUGUGUGCUCAUCCAGGCUGCAACAAGAGAUACUUCAAGCUUUCUCAUUUGCAGAUGCAUGGCCGAAAACAUACAGGGGAGAGGCCAUACCGGUGUGAUUUCACAGAAUGUGGCCGCAGAUUCUCUCGCUCAGACCAGUUAAAGAGACACCAACGCAGACACACAGGAGUGAAACCGUUUGAGUGUGAGACCUGUCAGAGAAAGUUCGCACGGUCAGACCACCUUAAGACGCACACUAGGACUCAUACAGGUAAAACAAGUGAGAAGCCCUUUACUUGCCGCUGGCCCAACUGUCAGAAGAAGUUUGCCCGCUCUGAUGAGCUGGUGCGCCACCACAGCAUGCACCAGAGGAACCUGACCAAGCCACAACCCGCCAUCUGAGCAGUGACAGACUGGGGUGUAAUAUAAAGAAGCUGACAGUAUGUUGUUCCAGCUCGCGAAGAAACAUGCCUGAAGCCUGGUCAGCAGUUUACGGUGACCUGGCAGACUUGGUGAAGCGAUGAGCACAGCUGACGCCAGCAGCACUCAGAUAGAAGAUGCAUCAAGGAUAUUCCUUGAUGGUCAUAUUAUAUCAAUAGGAGAGAUUAUCUGAGCCGAGACUUGUAUUUUUGCUUUAAAUGGCCGAUGAGGAAAAAAUUAUACACUAUUCUGUUUUCAUAUGCUUGCACUGUUUUUGUCAGACUUUGACAAUGUUAUGGACUCUCUUCCCCAGUUUUUGUCAACAUGUUUAUAUGCCUUAUUGUAGAUUUUUCUCACCAAAGUGCUUUGUAUAUAUUGUAUGUGGUGUUUUUUCUGUUUUAUUCUGUAGAUCUGCUUUAGACCUUAUCUAUGUUUCAUAAAACUGAUUUCACAUAAGUGCUCUGUGUGAGUGUGUGUGAAUGACAGAGGAGCGAGUACUGUGAGGUUAAGAGGGGCCACCCUAUGAGAGGUGGUGGUGUGAGAUGGUGGUAAAAGCACGUGAAACGGCGGCCCUCUGUGACUCUGACAUGGUGCAGGUCUGACCCUCUUAAAUCUCAGACACACAUCUCUGUAACCAGGACCAUCUGCAGCCAAGUAAAUAUCAUUAGAGAGCAUACCUCUGUGUUUUCAUGCUGACUGCCCCCUUCUAUACAAGAUGAGCAGCCCACUCAGUACAGAUCUAUUUUAUUAAUAAGAGUAUGAUUGAAAAGUCAGGUUUUUUAGUAA
Cyprinodon variegatus (sheepshead minnow) is the source of this 2353-nucleotide messenger RNA. RefSeq names its product Wilms tumor 1 (gene wt1b). Gene Ontology annotation, molecular function: DNA-binding transcription factor activity, RNA polymerase II-specific; RNA polymerase II cis-regulatory region sequence-specific DNA binding. Gene Ontology annotation, biological process: regulation of transcription by RNA polymerase II. Gene Ontology annotation, cellular component: nucleus. The transcript is spliced from 9 exons. NCBI's taxonomy places the organism in Eukaryota, Metazoa, Chordata, Actinopteri, Cyprinodontiformes, Cyprinodontidae. Bases 278 to 1549 code for a protein of 423 amino acids. The record is from RefSeq and is a predicted model, not a curated record.